CCUGUAUGAUACUAAGCGCGAGAUAUGGCCAUCAGCAGCAGCCACUAAAGUUUUCCUCGUCGUCGGUCGGUCGGUCGGCCGUGUGCUUCUUGGUGGACUGCAUUUUUCUGGAUUUUGUAUUUCGGGGCCCAUCGGAGAUUCGGUGGAUGUGCCAGCCUGGUCGGAAUUCCGGGAGUUUUUCGUUGAUCUCGUCGGGAGUUUUGGUGUUUGGUCGAAUCGCGAGCGUCGUUCGGGGGUGCGAAGGAAGAGAAAAAAUGUUCGAAUCUGUGCCACGAUGGGCCCGAGUGUCGGCCGUGAUUGUCGGGGUCGUAAUCGGUCAGGAAGUGCUGUACGAGGUGUAUCUGGGCUGGAGGUCGUACUGCGAGCAACGUCGGGCUCGGCAACGCGCGACCACCCAUAUCAAUGAGGUGUACUUUACGAACGAACGCAACACCCCGGCCAAUGCACCCGGGUUGACGAUGGCCAGCUUCACGACGGAGCACGUCAGCCGAAUCGUGGCGCUGCUGGACCGGGCGCGAGUGUCCAUCAAUCUGGGGAUGUACAUCAUUACGGUGUCCAGCAUCGGGGACGCGCUGCUUCAGGCCGCGAAUCGGGGCGUGCGGGUGCGGGUCGUCGGAUGUUCGUCGAUGGCUUACAGUACCGGAUCGCAGAUGACCCGUUUGGCCAAUGCAGGAAUCCCAGUGCGCUUCGAUCGAAAAGAAAGCGCCUACUUGAUGCACCACAAGUUCUGCCUUAUCGACACCGAUUGGUUCUGUCCGCGGUGCUAUCAUGAAGAAAAAGUGCGCAGAAAGGGCUUCUGCUGUGAUGCGGUGUUCGAUAAGCGUGGUGCCACUAGUGGUCAAAUGGCCGCGGGUCAAAUCAGUGCUGGGGGUGGUGGUGCCGGUGGGGAGCGAGCCAAUGGAAGUGCCGGUAGUCCAUCUCGCAAAGUGCAGUGCGUUGAUGAUGGGUCGCGGUGUGUGCGCUGCGAUCCGCAGCAGAAGAAAGAAGUCGAGAAGCGCAAGUUGGAAGUGAAGGCCACCGAGCCGUUGCCGAUCGGGGGGUUGCUCAUUACGGGGUCCACCAACUGGACCAUGCAGGCCAUGUCCGGCAACUGGGAUAACAUGGUGAUGACGUCGCUACCGGAGCUGGCGACACCCUUCCAGCUGGAGUUCCAACGGCUGUGGCGCGAUUUCGCCAACCAUCCGCUGUUGAUGGGUCCCGUGGUGAACGGAGGAGCUGAUGGCGAUCGGCAGUGAACGGCGGAUGCAG
Aedes albopictus (Asian tiger mosquito) is the source of this 1248-nucleotide messenger RNA. It is a transcript of the gene zuc, whose product is annotated as mitochondrial cardiolipin hydrolase. NCBI's taxonomy places the organism in Eukaryota, Metazoa, Arthropoda, Insecta, Diptera, Culicidae. The record is from RefSeq and is a predicted model, not a curated record. The transcript is spliced from 2 exons. Gene Ontology annotation, molecular function: RNA endonuclease activity producing 5'-phosphomonoesters, hydrolytic mechanism. Gene Ontology annotation, cellular component: mitochondrion. Gene Ontology annotation, biological process: piRNA processing. Bases 6 to 1235 code for a protein of 409 amino acids.